GUUUUGUUGGACACCAGUAACCAUAACCAUCGUCAGUGUUCCUCGUCCUUGAGGGAGGCUCUUCUGCCUUCCGGCCUUGCAUUGGGUGCUUAUUCUAGGAUCGAUCUCUGCGGAGGAGUGGGUGAGGGCAUGGCAGGCCCGGGCUUGUUGGCAGCGGUUGCCGCCGUGUUGGUCGUGGCCAUCGACGCCGUCGUACGGAGGGCCCACGGGUGGGCCAGGGAGGCCUCCCUCGGCGCCGGAAGGCGGGCACGGCUGCCGCCGGGGGACAUGGGGUGGCCCGUCGUCGGCGCCAUGUGGGCGUUCCUCUGGGCCUUCAGGUCCGGCGACCCCGACUCCUUCAUCGGCUCCUUCAUCCGACGGUUCGGGCGCGCCGGCAUGUACAGGGCCUUCAUGUUCAGCAGCCCGACGAUCCUGGUGGCCACCCCGGACGCCUGCAAGCGGGUGCUCAUGGACGACGACGGCUUCGCCGAAGGGUGGCCCAAGGCCACCGUCGCGCUCAUCGGCAGCAAGUCCUUCCUCACCUUGCCCUGCGAGGAGCACCGGAGGCUGAGGAAGCUCACGGCCGCGCCCAUCAACGGCUCCGACGCGCUCAGCACGUACCUUGGCUUCAUCGACCGCACCGUGGCGGAGGCGCUGCGCCGGUGGUCCGACGCCGGCGAGAUCGAGUUCCUGACGGAGCUGCGGCGGGUGACGUUCCAGGUCAUCGUGCAGAUAUUCCUGACCUCCGCGGACGACGCCACCAUGCGGGCGCUGGAGAGGAGCUACACCGACCUCAACUACGGGAUUAGAGCCAUGGCCAUUAACCUUCCCGGCUUCGCCUUCCACAAGGCUUUCAAGGCUCGCAAGAAGCUGGUAUCUGUGCUGCAGGGUGCUCUGAACGAGAGGAGGGUGGCGACGACGAAGGGUCUCCCCAAGUCGAACAUGGACAUGAUGGAUCGCCUGAUCGAGGCCGAGGACGAGCAUGGCAGGAGGCUGGACGACGAGGAGAUCAUUGACAUCCUCAUCAUGUACCUGAUCGCGGGGCAUGAGUCCUCCGCACACAUCUCCAUGUGGGCUACGGUGUUUCUGCAGGAAAACCCAGAGAUAUUUGCAAAGGCAAAGGCCGAGCAAGAGGAGAUCAUUCAAAACAUCCCACCAACACAGAAGAGGAUUAGCCUGAGGGACUUUAGGAAGAUGGAGUACCUCUCCCAGGUUAUCGAUGAGACGCUGCGCUUUGUCAACAUCUCAUUCGUUUCAUUCCGUGAAGCGAAGAAAGACGUCUCCGUGAACGCAGGCUACCUGAUACCCAAGGGCUGGAAGGUUCAGCUGUGGUAUAGAGGUGUGCACAUGGAUCCUGAAGUUUAUCCUGACCCCAAGAAGUUCAACCCAUCAAGAUGGGAGGAUUACUCGGCGAGAGCCGGCACAUUCCUUCCCUUUGGACUUGGAACCAGACUGUGCCCCGGGAAUGAUCUUGCAAAGCUGGAGAUCUCCAUCUUCCUCCACCAUUUCCUCCUUGGUUACAAGCUCACUAGGACAAAUCCAAGCUGCCGGAUAAGAUACCUGCCUCACCCCAGACCCGUGGACAAUUGCUUGGCAAAGAUCACCAAAGUUUCUGAUGAACAAUAAGGCCUGGAUCAAACUAUUUCAUGAGGAAUUCCUGUAAAAUGUUUGUCGAUAAAACGCAUUGCGUUAUCAAGCUUUGUUAAGCUGUGAACCUCCUGUGACAAGGAUUCUCGAUUCUAUGACACUAGCGUUCCCGAACUCAUGUCCUUGCUUUGCUGCAU
Messenger RNA from Panicum hallii, 1763 nucleotides. Its product is annotated as ent-kaurenoic acid oxidase-like. Gene Ontology annotation, molecular function: ent-kaurenoic acid monooxygenase activity; iron ion binding; heme binding. NCBI's taxonomy places the organism in Eukaryota, Viridiplantae, Streptophyta, Magnoliopsida, Poales, Poaceae. Gene Ontology annotation, cellular component: endoplasmic reticulum. The transcript has 8 exons. Gene Ontology annotation, biological process: sterol metabolic process; brassinosteroid homeostasis; brassinosteroid biosynthetic process. Bases 130 to 1605 code for a protein of 491 amino acids. The record is from RefSeq and is a predicted model, not a curated record.